AGAGAGACGGUAGUACGCUCAUCACCAGCAGCAAGACUCACCUCCGUAUCCGCGCACCUCAAACCAACCAUGUCCUCCCGACCCUUCAUCACAUGCCACGUCCUCGACACGAUCACAGGCAAACCCGGGCCCAACAUCGCAGUCAAGCUCAAGCUCGUAUCGCCAGCGCACCUCACAACCGCUCACUGGAAUGCCACGACCAACAGCGACGGCCGAGUCACGGGCUGGACAUCCCCCGCAGACAUUAAUGAAGUGGUCAAGAGCGCGAAAGGGACCUUGGCCGAUGGAGAGCAGAUGGUCUGGAGCUUGACCUUCGAGACGGAGGCGUACUUUGGGAAGGGCAAUACGUUCUGGCCGGAGGUCGAGCUGCGAUUCGCGGCGAAGAAGGAGGAAGAGCAUUAUCAUGUGCCGCUUUUGCUGGGACCGUGGAGUUAUACUACGUAUCGGGGAUCGUGA
Molecule: messenger RNA, 456 nt
Organism: Zymoseptoria tritici IPO323
Lineage: Eukaryota; Fungi; Ascomycota; Dothideomycetes; Mycosphaerellales; Mycosphaerellaceae
Exons: 1
Coding region: 70-456 (128 amino acids)
Biological process (GO): purine nucleobase metabolic process
Molecular function (GO): hydroxyisourate hydrolase activity
Source: RefSeq, a predicted model, not a curated record